GGCAAAGAGAUCACCCUUAUUAGUUCUCAAGUUUCAAGGCAGAAGAUUCGUUUAAAGUUCUUCCAAUCUGAACAAGUGGUGGUCGUCAAAUCAUAAACAAGGAUAAGAAAACAAUGUUACGCGCGCAAGAAAAUUUCUGCAGAACUCCUCAGAGACUAGCUCUCUUGAUCGCCUGCGACUAUACUACCUGCUUCUCAACGUCCUCUUCCGACAAGAACGCUCUUAAUCUUAACGACAACCUUAACGUCAGCAUGCGUCCUUCUCAACGUCCUGGUCUUACUGGCGCCGCGAGUAAUGAUGUCGAAUUAUGGCGGCAGGCGCUGCGGAGAGACUUUGGUUUUGCAGAAGAAGAUAUCUUUGUUUUGACAGAAGAAAAUCGUUCACAGCCUACAAAAAAAAAUUGUCUGCACUAUUUGAAAACACUUCUUAAGCGAUUGCGACCAGGAGAUGUUUUUUUCCUGGCCAUAAGCGGUUGCGGGACAGCGGUUUCAAGGGUUGCAGGUGCGGCUAGUAAGGCUCCGCCUGACGAGUCUUCAUGCGAACAAGAAAGAUAUACAGCCCAUGAAAGUAGAAGAAUUGCAACCGGUUUCGUCACUUCCCCUGAUAUUACGGUCAGCUUUUAUCCAUCUUUCUCGGCAUCUCGCUACCCGUUUCCCUUGUAUUUCAUGGGAAAGGGGUCGAGAUGAGGGGGCCGAGAUGGAUUGGAGCUGCCUUGUAAUGCUAGGAAAAUGAUAUACGAUGACGAAUUCCGAGAAACGUUUGACUCCCACAUGCCACCUGGUGUGUUGUUCACAGCAGUAUUGGAUUUUGGAUACGCAGGAGAGGUUGCGAGCAAGAUACUUGGACUUGCUGUUGCAAAGGCUGUUGAAGGUCCUUCUAAUCUCGUCUUACCUUUGGACAGGGACAGAGAGAAAGACUACAAAAAAACACCUGUAAUACAGGAGUCUACAACGACUCGGGCGAAGACCUGGCAACUCUAUCCCCAUGCGAUGGCUCAACCACGGAUACUUCCAAACGAGUUGCGAGAUAGUGUUGAUUACAGCAGCACGACUACUAUCAAAGAUGAUGUCGGCAAAGUAAAAGAGCGCGCCUGUUCAUCAAGCAUGCACCAAGUGACGUCUUUUAUUCUCGUGCCGACCCAUACCCCGCUGGAACUGAGCAUAUGCAGUGCGCCACAAGGCUUGUGCUCUUUUUUAGCCCGACAGAGCUUAUUACAGGGCAUGCCCAACCAUUCCUACGCUGAGUGGCGCUGUAGCAUACAGCAAUUACAGACUGAAGUAGAACGGCAAUAUCUCCCACGACUCGAGUCACUUGUGGAGCUGUUGCAUAAUGUUGAUCCAGAAGAUGCUUUGGUUCUGGAUGCGAGAUAUGCUACAGUUGCGGCGUCUCGGAUUCUGCUAGACUACAACGAAACUCGUCGCCCACAAGACUACAAUAACUUGCUGACGGCAGGGCAGAGGAAUAGUUGCACGCAACGCUAUCCAGCGUUGAGCAGGGGAAAAAGACACGACCUACUUCCGAUGAUGACAACAACGAGGUCAUGUGGAUCUUUCGACGAAAUGCUUCCUGCUACUCUGCCAGGAGGCAUUUCGUCUAAAGGCAGUCUCGAGAGUCUUUACCCAAUGGCAUCUGUCCCGCUUGGAUGGGCUCCCUUGGGUGAGUCGCCAAGCUUUCCCCCAGACGUCGAUCUACUCUCUGGACAAAGCGAGCAUCACAGAGAUAUAAUUUGUGAUGUUUCGCAUGAGAUGAGUAAAAAAAGCAGUAGGACAUCAUCUAGAUCUCCAUCAAGGAUGGUUGCACUCGACGCAACGAGCAACGAAAACCGAGACACAAUAGACAUACUUCCAGACAAAAGCUCUUACUCAACGAGACUGAACUUGAAUGAGGACAUGAACGAUUUUUUCCUAAGAAAAAUUGCGGAGGCAGCUGGUGCUGCGUCUGGUGGUGGAUAAGUAU
Amoebophrya sp. A25 is the source of this 1956-nucleotide messenger RNA. The record is from the annotation of a GenBank genome assembly. Lineage: Eukaryota; Dinophyceae; Syndiniales; Amoebophryaceae.